AUGCUGCAGAAGGGCCACGCCUCGGAUGGCCGAGCAGGUCAUGCGAACGUGGCCAACUGGGCCAAGCGGCGCCUGGGCAAAGGCGGCCUCUUCGCAGACCAGGUGGGAGCCUUCGCAGUGCCCGUGAACGAGCUGCUCCGGGACUAUAUGGGGCGACAGCAAGAGAAGCACUGGUGGCUCGCGGUGCUCGUGAACCCGCGAGGAGGCUGCCCCAAUCAGGGCCCCGUUCAGGAGGGUGUGAGUGUGGCCUGCCUUGACUCCUUCGCACGCACAGGAAUGCGGUACAAACCUCCCAGGCGUGCUUUGAAAGAUGGUACGAUUGAGGCUUACUCGGUAGAGAUCAGCAGCUUCUCGCGCUCGGGCUUCGUGGCGCUGGUCGGCUUUCGGGCUCAGGGCGACGGCUCUCUGGGGCCGCUGGUGGACCCGCGGCUCUCCCGGCUGCAGUUUGGGCACCGCAUCAUCAAGGAGCCUGAGUUGGACCUCAAGGUCCGGAACUACGGCGACUUCGGGGUGCCAGGGGUCCUCGAGGGGACCCUGGAGUUUGCCUUCGACUCCUCGACGAGGAUCUGCGGCGACUACAUGCUGCACUACGGCGGUGUUGCUGAGUACAAGCCUGCGAUCAAGCUGGAGCUCCGCAGAGAGCCCAACCAGUCACAGCAGCAGGUCUCCCGGUUGCUGGCCGGUUACUGCGGGAAGGAGUGGGAGCUGGCGAACCCGGAGACGCCUUACAAAGACAGCCUGAUUGCUGGGGCGCUGCAGCUGGCAGACACACCUCAACAGGAAAGUGCCCACGACUGUGGCUUCUUUAUCCUGGAGCAGGUGCUCCGGCUGCUGCAGCUCAGCCCCACAGCUCUGAGGUCUUUGGCACAGAGGUCAACCGAGGAUGUUGCGGGCUUGCCUUGGCCAGCACAGAGGGAGGUGGUGAAGCGGAAGAAGAAGCUGCGGGAGGUGACCGCGGACUUGUUUGUGGCAGCGCGCCGCCAGGGCACCGGGGACGUGGAGGUGCUACUCAAGCAGGAUGAGGUCCUGCGCAAGAAGCUGCUGCUCGCCAUGUGGGAAGGCCCGUACUUUGCCAAAGCAGUCGCGAACCUGAUCGGCAUGGAUCCGGGACCUCUUCCCGAAAUCCCGACUCUACCCAAAGAAGAGGAGGCAAAGAAGCACGAAGCGGAGGAGGAAUCUGAGUCGGACAGCAGCGCGAGGAGCAGCAGCAGCCAUCGAAGCAGCAGCAGUGCUUCCUCGAGCCGCAGCCGGAAGCGGAAGCACGAGGAGAGCCGCAGCCGCAGCAGGAAGCGGGCUCGCAAGGAGCGGAAGGAGGGCCACGGGCACCGGGCCGAGCGCCCGGCCCGGCCGCCCCCGCCGCCCAGCUUCACCAAAGAGGACCUCCAAGGCUAUCCGUCCAAGACCCUGCGGAACCUCUGCGUGCAGUACAAGGUGCUUCCUCCGGGCAUGGUGGAGCGCACGGACUUGUUGAAGGCCUUGGAGCGCCUGGCCAUCGUGAAGCACGCGGUUCCGGCCGGUACGGCGGCGGCUGCCAAGGCGGUGGGGGAUCGCCUCGCAGGUGCCGCCCGGCCCGAUCUUCCGAGCUUCACGACGGACGACCUGGACACCAUGCCGAUCAGCAAGCUGAAGAUGUUUUGCAUUCAGUUUGGCCGGCUCCCUUCGGGCUCCCUGGAAAAGUCCGACUUGAAGAAAGCCCUGGCUCCUUUAGCCAAGCCUUCCACAAAGCCAAAGCAGGCCUUCAGCGGCAAUGGGACAGCCGCUGUCCAUAGCCACCACCACCACAAGAAGAGGGCGCUUCCCAGCUUCACUGCCACUGAGCUGGACACGAUGCCCAUCAGUCGGCUGAAGAGCUACUGCAUCCAGUAUGGCAAGAUGCCCCACGGUCCCGUGGAGCGCACGGACUUGGUGGCCCUCUUGAAGCCCUUCGCGGGCGCUGGAGUGGGAGCAGUGGGAGCGCCCUCGGUGCCGGGGGCGCUGGGCCCAGGCUCUGCGGCCACGGCAACGAGCUUCGGCUCCCAAGCGAGUUCCGCCAAGCCGGCAGAGGCCGACAGCUUCGUCCUGGAGGACCUGAAGACCAUGAGCAUGAAGACGCUGAAGACGUUCUGUCUCAAGCACAAGGUCAUGCCCCAUGGACCCGUGGAGAAGUGUGACCUGCAGAAAGCACUGGUCCUGAUGCUACUAUAUCAUGUGGUGCAGGGCCAGUCAGAUGCAACACUUUGA
Molecule: messenger RNA, 2220 nt
Organism: Symbiodinium necroappetens
Lineage: Eukaryota; Dinophyceae; Suessiales; Symbiodiniaceae
Source: the annotation of a GenBank genome assembly